This is a messenger RNA of Priceomyces carsonii, 360 nucleotides long. It is a transcript of the gene HFL2, whose product is annotated as negative cofactor 2 transcription regulator complex subunit. The coding region runs from base 1 to 360 and encodes 119 amino acids. The record is from RefSeq and is a predicted model, not a curated record. Gene Ontology annotation, cellular component: negative cofactor 2 complex; nucleus. Gene Ontology annotation, molecular function: core promoter sequence-specific DNA binding; RNA polymerase II general transcription initiation factor activity; protein heterodimerization activity. The transcript has a single exon. Gene Ontology annotation, biological process: transcription by RNA polymerase II. NCBI's taxonomy places the organism in Eukaryota, Fungi, Ascomycota, Pichiomycetes, Serinales, Debaryomycetaceae.
AUGUCAGAUCUUAGUAAUCUUAUAAAUCCAGAAGAACCUGCUGUAUCAGAUCACAAGGUACCACAGGAUACGAUCUUGAAUAGCUUUGAGCGCAUUAAGACCCAUUUCCCUGCUGCCAGAAUUAAAAAGAUAAUGCAAAGUGAUGAGGAGAUAGGAAAGGUAGCACAAGCAACGCCAGUUAUAAUAGGACGGGCCCUUGAAAUAUUCAUGGCCAAUCUAGUAGAAGCUUCUAUAGUCGAGGCUGAAAAGCAGGGGGUCAGAAGAAUUGGCGCUUCUCAUAUAAGAUCAGCGGUUGAGAACACCGAGCAAUUUGAUUUUUUGGUAGAAGCAGUUGCAAAGUACCCUUCCUCGAAGAACUGA